UUAUAUUUGCUCAACUGUUUGCAUUUGCUGCUUAUAUAUAUUGAUUUCCUCGCUUUAAAUAAGUUUGCUAAGUAUGUGUUACGGUCUCUGAAUGUCUUAGUUUUCCAUAUUUUUGAAACUGUUAGUGCGCAGACAGCCUAUUUGGCCAGCGGACUCCAUUACUAUAUGUGGUAAUAAGUAGUAAAAAUCAGUUAUACAGGGAAUAAAUGAGGUUUCUAAAUUCAAUAGAGGCGUACUACCAUUCUGCCGAAGCUAUAGCGGAAAGUUAAUCGAUUCAGACUUUUGUUAUUUUCUUACAAUACUCACCUAAUCUUUCAUUACCACGUAUGCACGUACUAAAUGUAUGCCUCUGUUCAGUUGAAAAUCCCAAUUCACAAGGAUUCAACCCAUUCGUCUUCAGUGAGUACGUCUUAUUCAGGAGUAAGUAUCUAAAGCAUCAUCACAUUAUGUGGGAUACCAACCUCAGAAUUGUAUCAAUGUCUUCAUACUUGUUUGGGUGUGGCAAAAGUGCCUCACAUUAUUGAACUUGUUUUGAUAUAAAUAUUACUUGAGCACUCUGAAAUACAACUAGGCGGAAUAUUAAACAAAAGAAGCAAAGGUGCCGACAUGUUAUUUUUAAACUACCUCAGCACUAUGCAUGUAUGAUGAACUGACCAUUCUUGUGGUUUACGCACGUGUGUCUGAUAUACUGUGCAUUUUUCUAAAUAAUUUAAAAGCAGCACCAUCACUGACAGACUUAUCAAUGUAGAGCUUUGCACAAAUAUUGCAUCACUUUAAGUUGCUAUUCUAAAAGCACACAAAAGGAGAAUGUGAUAAAGCUAUGUAGAACCAAUAUAUACGGAGACUGACUAAUAAGGAGUCUCAGUGCCUGAAUUGCAGCUUAUUUCAUUGAGGCUGCUGUAUGAAAAGGUGUGGUUUUCGUUUCUGCUGUAAUUCAAAGUAUAUUUCUGUAUACAUGACUUAACCUUAUUCUUUUCUGUUUCAGUUUUACCUGUUGAAUAAGCAAAUUGUGAACGCAGCUCUUCCGUUUGCUUUAGAGUUCUGUUUAUGAACACUGUGUUUCAAUGGCUCUUAGUCGAUUCCACUUUGUAUUGUUUUUAUGCACUUUAAGUGCAUUUACUUGUGGUCUAACUUUUGGAUUUUCGUCUGCAACAACUCUUCAGAUUUAUUUUAGUACAAUUUGGUCGGCAAUUUUUGGCAGUUGUUUAAACAUUGGUGGGGUGAUUGGUUGUAUUUGCUCUUUGCAGCUAAUUCCUCGCUACGGACAUCGUCGGACACUGAUUUGGUCUCAUAUGCUAUCAUUUAUAGGAUGGAUUCUGUUGUUUUUUUCGUCAUCAGCUGUCUAUGAACGAUAUGCACCAACUGUCCCCUUCUUUUUAGGACGUUUUUUAACAGGUUUGGGAUGCGGAUUAACCUCAGCAACUAAUUUGAUCUAUAUUUACGAAAUAGCUCCAACUUCAUUGAAAGCUUUAGUUGGAUCAUUAUUUCAGAUUGGUAUAACAUGCGGAGUUGUUGUUGUAUACGCACUUGCAAUUUAUCUUAAUUGGGAUAUUAUUUCUUUGAUUUGUGGCUUACUUGUGUUGUGUACUUCCAUUUUAACGUGCAUGCUUCCAGAAUCUCCUAAAUGGUGUAUUAAAACGGGUAACCUAGAAUCAGCUGAAGCAUCUCAUUCUUGGUUGUACGGAAAUGAAUUACCUUUCAAGCAAGAAGAAAGUGAUCAAUUAAGUAAUGGCAAUGAUUCUCAGAGUUUGUUGGAUGGCUCUACAAAAUCAUGGCUUUCUCCAACCUCGUAUGUCUUAAGUAAUCAAAAAUCAAGAUUAUAUAUGGGUUUUCUACUAAUGACAUUUCAACAGUUAACAGGAAUGAGUGCUAUCAUUUAUUUUGCAGAAUCUGUUUGCCUAUUGGGUGGAUCAGUCUCUUAUCGAUGUGCAUUUUCUACUGGUUUAUAUUUAUUGUUCUCAAGUAUUGUAUCAGCAUUCCUGAUCAGAAUAAUCUCGUGGAAAAAAGCAUUACAAAUAGGUGCUGUAGUAAUGGCUAUUCUACACUUACUGUAUUCUUUGACAUUGCUGCAACCUGACAUGCCUACAUCUAUGCUGAAUGAAGCCUACUUAGCCAUUUGUUCAGUCACCUUUUCUUUAAGUUGGGGUCCAUUACCAUUUUUAUUCAUCAUAGAACUAUUUCCAAGUGUCAAUAGAAAUUAUGCUAUUGUCUCAUCUUUAGCUGUUAGUUGGAUAGUUGGCUUUUUCGUGAUAUUUUUAUUUGAACCAUUUGUUUCAUGGAUAAAUGUAUCAUCACUUUUCUGUAUAUUUUCAUCAUUCUGUCUAUUAGCAUGUUUCUAUGUUUAUCGUUAUGUUCCAGAAAUAAAAUCGAUGAAUCUUAUUUAAUCCAGAUCCAGUUAAUUUUAUUCAAUAAUAAAUGUUUUGAGUGUUUAAGGUCAACAAAUUCAUCUCUGAUUUCUUAUUGUUAUUAUGUAUCAUCCUUUUAUGGUUAUUUUCUCUGUAAGAAUGUUCAUCUAUUUUAUUAUUAUUAUUUUUAUUA
Trichobilharzia szidati is the source of this 2538-nucleotide messenger RNA. The record is from the annotation of a GenBank genome assembly. NCBI's taxonomy places the organism in Eukaryota, Metazoa, Platyhelminthes, Trematoda, Strigeidida, Schistosomatidae.